Molecule: messenger RNA, 1200 nt
Organism: Fonsecaea erecta
Lineage: Eukaryota; Fungi; Ascomycota; Eurotiomycetes; Chaetothyriales; Herpotrichiellaceae
Exons: 1
Coding region: 1-1200 (399 amino acids)
Biological process (GO): positive regulation of transcription from RNA polymerase II promoter by glucose
Cellular component (GO): nucleus
Molecular function (GO): sequence-specific DNA binding
Source: RefSeq, a predicted model, not a curated record
AUGGCUCCUCCAUCUGUUUCGGCUCUGGGAAUGGCUCUCAACGGCAAGUCCGCGUCCGUCGACAUUCCAAAGCCUCGCGAUGCUCUCAAAGGCCGGGACAACUUCACUGCUGUAACGGCCACCACCUCCAAGAAGCGCUCUGGCAUGUUGCCAACUCCUCCAAACUCCAUCUCUCCGAACCUCCCACCGCGUGGCCAUGGUCGUCGAGACAGCAACCAGCAUGGUCCCAUGUCGCCAAAAAGCACGGCGCUGGACUCGGACAUCGAUUUGCAGGAUGCGCCUGACAAGCCAAAGCCCACUGCGUUGAGUGCCGAAGCCCUUGACAGUCUCGGUGAUCUGGACUCGUCUGGCGCCAUCACUCCAAGCAUGCUGGCGAAACACCAUCUCCCCGAUAUCCUGCUGUCUCACGGCCCGCUGGCUAUCAGGCACAUCAUGGGUUAUCUGACUACCUCAGUGCCCGGCUUCUCACGCAUCACUUCGGCCAGAGCGCGUCGCUUGGUCGUGGCAGCGCUGGAGGGCAAAGGUGGUGGGCUAGAAGGCGCCGGCGGCCGCGAAGGAGACGUCAUCUUCGAAAAGGUCGGAUGGGGGCGAUGGGACGCUCGGAUGAAGGGCCAGCCACCGCGUGAGCGUCAAGGCUCUACCAUCACUCCUCCAGGCAGUUUACCAUCUUCUUAUUCCCAGGUAGGCCUUCAGGUGCCAACCCAGCGUUCCUGGCGCACGGGAUCUGAAAACCUGGGCACCAGCUACACCGGCAAUUCGGCGGUCUUCUCUCAUUCCGAGAUGGAUUAUGAGGAUCAAGAUAUGCUGGAGCACGAGGCUGACAAGAUGUCCUUGGACAACGAUGACGAUGGCUACGUGUCCUCGGUCGCUCCUGAACCUCUUGAUGAGGACCUCGGCGACGGGGAGAUGACCGACGAGGAGGACUGGGCCAGUAUCGGCGCCGCAGGGCUUCGUGCCAGAUCCCUCCCCAACCAAGGCCGAUCGGUAUCUGGUCCAGGCAGACUGUAUCAGCCCAUAGCGACCUACUCUUAUCGGCCAAGGUAUCGCUCCAAAACACCGGGCGAUAUAGCCAACACUGCUCCCACCAACCCGAUGCCUGUCAACCAUUCAACGACUUUUGCAUUUCCCAAUGGCGCUGGCGUUAACGACUCUCAGGAACGAGCGGCAAUCGAAGCUCUCCUGAGUCUGGGAUCUAUGUAA